Messenger RNA from Trichoderma breve, 1068 nucleotides. RefSeq lists its product as uncharacterized. The transcript has a single exon. The record is from RefSeq and is a predicted model, not a curated record. The coding region runs from base 1 to 1068 and encodes 355 amino acids. NCBI's taxonomy places the organism in Eukaryota, Fungi, Ascomycota, Sordariomycetes, Hypocreales, Hypocreaceae.
AUGGCGGACGCCGGAUUCGUUUCCCGUGAGCCCAGCAUUACGAGCUUGAAGCCGGAGAUUGAUGACGACGACGACGAAGGCUUACUCAACGCUGCCACAGCAGAGACGAUGCUCAACUCCCGUGAGACCAGUCUUACGACGGGCUUCGAUUUGGAAGAAAGCGUGGAUGAAAGCUUAUCAGAUGCCGACGAGCCUCAAGAGUUGACCAUCGCGAGUCUAGACCUCGGGAAAGACGAUGAAGAUUUCGCAGAUGGUAUUGCAUGCGUACAAGCAUACUGGGAACAAGCAUCGCAUAUGAACACAAACACGCAGGAGCAAAUGAGACACCUCAUCAUUAGCAAGCAAUUUGUCCAUACUCUAUCCUCACGCCAAAGCAUUUGCAAGCAUCGGUUGUAUCGUGGGGCGAUGGGGAAGGAUGAGAUGAAUACGUGGCCCAUCUUCUUGAUGCUCAAGGCAAUGUACAAGGAUCUGCCACGCUCCUACAUGCGCAAAGUCCGCGCAAAGGGAUUUGUUACCAAUCCGGAGGACCAUACCGACGAUUACUUCACCUCAUAUCCCAGCACUAUCCGACCCCGAAUCUUCGACACGGAUACAAGAAAGGGCAGAGAGUACAGAGAGAUGUGGCCAAGGCUGAAGAACACUCCCACCAUCUACCGAAAGUCGCGAGCCAAGAACGACAAGCAGUCCAACAGCAAACAGCCCAACGAAACUGCGGCUGAGUCAACGGUGAAGACGAAGCCAGAGACAGUUGCUCCUCAAGCCUCAAUCUCGAAUGGUAAGAAACGUCCCGCGGCCGAUUCGACUACCGAGACCCCGAUCAAGCGAUCUUCCACGCGUGAAGAAAAUUUCGAGUUCGACAGCGUUUUGAUGCAAAUGACGUUGCCAGGGGUUCCCAGCAGCGCGUUGAAUAAAGUCGAUGUGGAAAAGGAACUUGCCGACUUGAAGGAGGAGAUGGCCAAGAUCCGUCAACAGAAGCUCAUGUUUAUGAAGGCUACGGCGAACGUUGUGACCUCUAUGAAGACGGAGAUUGAAGACCUCAAGGAGGAAAUCAAGGAGCUGAAGAAGUAA